Tripterygium wilfordii is the source of this 1748-nucleotide messenger RNA. Its product is annotated as methyltransferase FGSG_00040. Gene Ontology annotation, molecular function: protein binding. Lineage: Eukaryota; Viridiplantae; Streptophyta; Magnoliopsida; Celastrales; Celastraceae. The transcript has a single exon. The coding region runs from base 49 to 1656 and encodes 535 amino acids. The record is from RefSeq and is a predicted model, not a curated record.
CCUCAAACUUUAAAGUGCACUAACGAAGACCAGUCAAAAGAGGUUCGAAUGCGCCCAUGCUUGCAAGAGAUGGCGGACGAGCAGAUGCAACAGCUCAGAUCGCAAGCCACGGAGCUCCUCCUCAGAGAAGAAUGGCAACAAUCCUUACAAGUCUACACUCAAUUCAUCGAUCUCUGCCGUGACGAGAUCUCAGGAGCCCAUGAAAACUCAGACCCAGAUCACAUCUUCAAGCUUCACAAGUCCCUCUGCUUAGCCCUCUCCAACAGAGCCGAAGCGCGGUCAAGGAUGCGAGAUUUCACUGAAGCUUUGAGAGAUUGUGAUGAAGCACUGAAAAUCGAGAGUACCCAUUUCAAGACUCUGAUCUGCAAAGGCAAAAUCUUGCUCGCUCUCAACAGGUACUCUUCUGCUCUUGAUUGCUUUAAAACAGCCUCUCUGGAUCAACAGGAUAAUGGGAAUCUUGAAAAGAUUAAUGGGUAUUUGGAGAAAUGUAAGAAAUUGGAGUUGCAGUCAAGAACUGGAGCUUUUGAUCUCUCCAAUUGGAUCUUGAACGGGUUUCAGGGUAAAUCUCCUGAGCUUGCUGAGUACAUUGGCCCAGUCCAGAUCAAGAAGUCUGAGCUUAGUGGGCGCGGCCUAUUCGCUACCAAGAACAUUGAUACGGGGACUUUUCUGGUCGUAACGAAAGCAAUUGCCACCGAGAGGGGCAUCUUGUCAGGCCAAGAUUUGGCCGAGAAUAUGCAGCUAGUUAUGUGGAAGAAUUUCGUUGAAAAGGUUACCGAAUUAACUACAAAAUGUCAAAGAACCCGUCAAUUUGUUACUACGUUGUCGAAAGGAGAAAUUGAAGAUUCGCUUGAGAUUCCUGAUGUGAGUCUCUUUAGGCCUGAGGCAGAAGAGAAUGUCCAUGACAAUGAGAAGCUUGAUAUUGGUAAUAUUUUGAGCAUCCUGGAUGUUAAUUCUCUUGUUGAGAACUCUGUUUCAGCCAACAUUUUGGGGAAGAAUUGCGGAUAUUAUGGCGUCGGGCUAUGGUUAUUGGCAUCAUACAUCAACCACUCAUGUAAUCCCAAUGCAAGGAGAUUGCACUUUGGGGACUAUAUAAUGGUUCAUGCUUCAAGGGAUAUCAGGGCAGGUGAAGAGAUCACAUUUGCAUAUUUUGAUGUGCUUUCGCCGCUGGAUCAGAGGAAGGAAAUGCUAGAGACUUGGGGUUUUUGCUGUAAUUGUAAGAGAUGCAAGUUCGAGGAGGCAAUGAAAUAUGAGCAGGAGAUGCAAGAAAUAGAGAUGGGUCUUGAAAGUGGGAUUGAUGUGGGAAGUGCCAUUUUCAGGCUAGAGGGAGCUAUGAGGAGAUGUAUGGUGAGGGGGAAGGAGAAGGGUUAUCUUAGGGCGUCUAUUUGGGCUGCGUAUUCGGAGGCAUAUGGUUCGGAGAGGGUGACGAAGAGAUGGGGAAGUCAAAUUCCGACAAUGGAAGUUGUGGUUGAUAGUGUUGCAGAAGCAGUGGGCAGUGAUGGCAGAAUUCUGAAGGUGGUGGUGGAGGGAUUGAAAAAACGAGGUGGUCGAGCGAUGGAGAUGGAGAUGGAGAGAGCGAUGAAGUUGGGAAGAGGAUUGUACGGGAAGGUUGGUAGAAAGCAAGCUAUGAAAUGUCUGCUUGAGCUUAACAUUCAUUGACAAUGCCUGCCAUUCACUAAUGGUAGUACUGAUAUUUUUCAUAGUUGAAUUUGUAAUCUCACUGCAUAGAAAUACAACUUUCUUUUUCACAA